AUGGUUGUCUUUGACGGCUUCGAGUACCUCACCGAAGAGGAGAAGCGCCUCAAGGAGGAUCGCGAGCAAACCAAGUACUGGAAGAAAUGGGGGCCCUAUGUUUCCGAGCGUCAAUGGGCCACAGUGAGAGAAGACUACAGCCAGGAUGGUGACGCUUGGAGUCACUUUCCCCACGAUCAUGCCCGAUCCCGCACCUUCCGAUGGGGCGAAGAUGGCAUCGCCGGUGUCUCCGACACCCACGGCUUCCAGAACAUUGCCUUCAGCUUCUGGAAUGAGAAGGACGAAUUUCUGAAAGAACGCCUCUUCGGUCUGUCCAACCCUCAGGGCAACCAUGGAGAGAGCGUCAAGGAGGCGCAUUUCCAUCUCGACAACACCCCCCACUCGUACAUGAAGUUUCUCUACAAGUACCCGCAGCAGGCCUUUCCCUACAAAGACUUGAUCACGGAGAGUGCGAGGAGGGGUCGCUCAGACCCGGAGUAUCAAAUUCUCGACACCGGCAUCUUCAACGACAACAGGUACUGGGACAUCAUCAUCGAGACGGCAAAGGAGAAGGAUGACCCCGACGAGUUGCUCUUCCGAGUCACCGCUUGGAAUAGGGGCCCGGACCCGGCACCGCUCCACCUCAUCCCGCAUGUCUGGUUUCGAAACACGUGGAGCUGGGGCAGGGAGCCCGACGAUAUGAAGCCCUCCAUCGCCUUUCACACCGAUACGGCGGCCAAGUCGGAACACCCCAGUCUCGGUCCUCGAUACACCUGCUUCUCCCCAUCGCCCGGCGUCGGUUCGAGCGGGGACGACGUCUUGCCCAAGAUGCUGUUUACCGAAAAUGACACCAACUACAAGGUCCUCUACGACCAAGAAAACAAGCAGCCCUAUGUCAAGGAUGCCUUUCACCGGUACAUUGUCGACGGCGAAAAGGCCGCAAUCAACCCUGCCCAGGUCGGCACAAAGUGUGCUGCUUGGUUCGACUUCAGCGAAGACGGUGGUGUCAAUCCCGGGGAGUGUGCCGUCGUUCGAUUCCGCUUCUCCAAAGCGGACAGGUCCUUCCUGGACGAGGAGGAGUUUGACGAGGUCAUGGAGCAGCGCAAGGAAGAAGCGGACGAGUUCUAUUACCGGAUAAGUCCGCUGCCGAUGACGGAUGAUCUACGCAACAUCCAGCGACAGGCCUUCUCGGGGAUGAUGUGGACGAAGCAGCACUACUAUUUCGUAUGGGACCACUGGGCCAACGGCGACAAGACAACGCCGCCCCCGCCCAAGCAACGGAUGGGAGUCCGGAAUGCGCAGUGGAAACACAUGCACUGCGACGACAUCCUGUCGAUGCCCGAUUCGUGGGAAUACCCCUUCUUCGCCGCCUGGGACACGGCCUUUCACUGCAUCCCGCUGGCCAUGAUCGAUCCCGAGUUCGCCAAGAAACAGCUCGACUUGUUCACGAGGGAGUGGUACUGUCAUCCAAACGGACAGCUGCCAGCGUACGAGUGGAACUUCAACGACGUCAACCCUCCCGUUCACGCCUGGGCCACCUUUCGCGUCUUCAAGAUUGAGCGAAAGAUGUACGGUCGACAGGAUCUCGACUUUCUCGAACGCGUCUUCCAGAAGCUCCUCCUCAACUUUACCUGGUGGGUCAACCGCAAGGACAGCGACGGCAACAACGUUUUCGAGGGCGGCUUCUUGGGCCUCGACAACAUCGGCUUGUUCAACCGGUCCGAACCGCUGCCCACUGGUGGCCUUUUGGAGCAGGCAGACAGCACCGGGUGGAUGGCCUUCUUCUGCCUGUCCAUGCUCAACAUCUCGCUCGAGCUGGCAAAGCAUCGCCGCAUCUACGAGGACAUUGCCUCCAAGUUCUUCGAGCACUUCAUCUUCAUCAGCGACGCCAUGACGUUCCGAACGGAAACCAAUGGCGAUUCGCCAGCUCACUCGCUCUGGAACCAAGACGACGGUUUCUACUACGACGCCAUCUCGUGGGGAGGGCCGUACAUCCAGCAGCUGCCCGUCCGGUCCUUGGUCGGCCUCAUUCCCCUGUAUGCGACGACAACGCUGGAGCCGGAGCUCAUGAACAAGCUACCAUCCUUCCGCAAGAGAGUGGAGUGGUUUGUCAAGAAUCACUGCGAUAUAGCGGAGAGAAACAUGGCGAGCAUCGCCAAGAGGGGCAAGGGGGACCGCAUCUUGCUUUCGAUGGUGAACAAAGAUCGCCUGGAGAAGAUCCUGAAGAGAAUGUUGGACGAGGAUGAAUUUUUUAGCGAUCACGGUAUCAGAUCGCUGUCCAAGUAUCACAAGGAACACCCGUACUCCAUGAAUGUCGACGACCAGCGGUUCGAGGUAGGAUACGUGCCGGGCGAUUCCGACAGCGGCCUCUUCGGCGGCAACAGCAACUGGAGAGGGCCGAUCUGGCUUUGCGUCAACUUCCUCCUCGUCGAGUCCCUGCAGCGCUUCUACCUCUUCCACGGGCCCGAGUUCCAGGUCGAGUGUCCGACGGGAAGCGGCACCUACAUGCAUCUUGGCAAGGUUUCGGAGGAAAUCCAGCACCGGCUGCAACACCUCUUCGCGAGAACUGACGAUGGACGGCGAAGCAUCAACGGGGACCACGACCUUCUCAAUUUCGACAAGUACUGGAAAGAUCAUGUCUGGUUUUACGAGUUCUUCGACGGCGACACGGGACGUGGUCUCGGAGCCAGCCACCAGUGCGGCUGGACAGGCUUGAUCGCUCGCAUGAUCCACGACACAGGAGUCACCUGCCGCCUCCCGCAGACACCCCGUACCCCUAGGGUAGCCAUGUCACACUACUUUGAUGAAAUGUUCCACCGAAAUGUCGAGAAUGGCACGUCACGAAGCGACACGCCGCGGCACACACGCCGGUCGUCGAUGGCGCGCUCCAUCAGCGCCCGCAGCGACUUUGACACGCCCGUCAACGUCGUCGAUGACGACGCCCGCUCUACCGCAAACUCGGUCGUGAACGACGAGGGCCGAUCGAAGGAAAAGAUCGAGGCAGACGAGCACAUGCGUCACUACGUUACCGACCAGCUCAAUCGGUUCAGAAACCAGAGUGACGACUACGUGGACUAUGUGACGGACGAUGAGAUUGAGACCAAGGCUUGGUAG
Drechmeria coniospora is the source of this 3093-nucleotide messenger RNA. RefSeq lists its product as uncharacterized. Gene Ontology annotation, biological process: protein N-linked glycosylation; oligosaccharide metabolic process. Gene Ontology annotation, molecular function: Glc3Man9GlcNAc2 oligosaccharide glucosidase activity. Bases 1 to 3093 code for a protein of 1030 amino acids. Lineage: Eukaryota; Fungi; Ascomycota; Sordariomycetes; Hypocreales; Ophiocordycipitaceae. The transcript has 8 exons. Gene Ontology annotation, cellular component: endoplasmic reticulum membrane. The record is from RefSeq and is a predicted model, not a curated record.